UCUGACCUCGAGUGCCCAGAAACUCGCUCCCGCUUCACACACGGGUCAUCCAAUUACAAGCUCAGGCCCAUCAUGCUUGCUUGUAACGCGUGUCUCGAAGCUUUUGGGAGGAAGACUUUCACACAUGGUUUCGGUAGAAAGCAAAACUCGCGCAUAGUCUGUCGUUCUCACCCAUCUCAGUUUGUAUCUCAGCAGCUCAUAGUCUCACCGCCCGUACACGUCAGCGGAUAAAACGCAUCCCUGCUAGCUCCCAGCUUUAAUCGCGGCAACUAUGUCCAAGGGUGAGCUCACGCCGCCUUGCCACUGCGCUCGAGCCGUUGAUGGCAAGCGCGCGCAGGUGGCUUUAACUCCUUCCCAACGGCAAGAAGCGCUAAACGCGUUCCGCAUUCUCGACCUAAACGGUGACGGAAAAAUCUCCCCGGUGGAGCUGGCGCAGGUUCUGGAACGGAUCAACUCGACGGGAACCGUCAGUCUGUCCGUCAACGAACUGAUCCAGGCAGCAGAUUCUGACGGCGACGGGCAGAUCGACUUCGAAGAAUUCGUCAAUUCUGCCCUCAUGCCUUCCCCCGGCUCUGCUAGCGGUUGCGCUGCGUGCAGACCGAGCAAAGAAUCGGGAGAGGAAACAGCAGCGUCGAUGGCGGCAGCGCCUGACGACGAGCUAAGACGGGCCUUUCAGCUGUUCGAUCGAGAUGGGAAUGGGACGAUAUGCGCGGAAGAGCUUCAGCGAGCGAUCAAGAUGCUGAGCGGCGAUGCCAUGUCGAUAGAGGACUGCCAUAGGAUGAUUGCCACGGUGGACGCUAACGGGGACGGCAAGGUUGAUUAUAACGAGUUCAGGCACAUGAUGACGGGAGUGCUUUGCUGAUGUGGACCCGGCUGCAAUUGUUGGAGCAUAUGUAAUCGUUUCUUUCCUACGUUUAGGCUCUCUAGCUGUACACUUUGAUAUUGAUCAUAACUCGCUU
Molecule: messenger RNA, 959 nt
Organism: Closterium sp. NIES-67
Lineage: Eukaryota; Viridiplantae; Streptophyta; Zygnematophyceae; Desmidiales; Closteriaceae
Source: the annotation of a GenBank genome assembly